AUUCCAUUGCCGACAGACGCGUUUUAUGUGCCAUGGCUUGCUCGCGGGAUCCGAAGUGCGAGUCCUAUGUUUUUCACAAGUCCGACGCUUAUGUAGAAGUCAACAAGAAAGUGGCCGCUGUCAAUGAAGAAUUGGAGGCAGCAGCCUCAUCCUCGUCGGGAGCAGGGAAGCCCGAAAAACCGCAUUCGUACGUUCCGAACUGCGAAUUAUUCCGGGAAAAGCCUCCUUCUGCUGACGUGCAGUGCAUGCGCGCAGCAAAGCACCACGCGCGGGACGACGCAACGGAAGCGCAGGACGAUAAAGAUAUCCCACAGGAAGAUGAAGAAGAGGAGAAGAAUACUGAACAUGAACAUCAUCAUGAGGACAACAACAACUACUGCACAUUGGACGACUUAGAAGCAGGUCGCGUGACAAAGCCUUUUUUUAUGGAUGGCUCAGGGGAUGACUUUGUGCCGCACUUUGAUGAGGCUACAAAAAGCGUGACGUUAGGGCAACAAGAUCGUGCGGCGGCUCUCUCGUCGGGACCAGCUCCGGGGGCUCGCCGUAUCUGUCGGCACACGGUGCGUUUGAUGAACUCGGCCCUAAAUCUGCAUAAUCUUUUCGAGAUAGGCCGCACCGUCAGUAAGCCCUGCGCCCUUCCUGUAGGGAAUGCUGGCUACCGUAAUUUGUCUCUGUAUCAAAGACAGCAUCAGCAUAAAGUGCUGCAGGACAUUGCACGUUUCACUUCGACCUAUCCGAAUACGGUUUGCUCGUUUCUCCCGACUCGCUCGGUGAUACCGCACGCUGCCGCACCGGUGACGGCGGCUGACAUGGAUCCGCGUACGGACACAGACGGGAAGCUGACUCAGGUGCCGACCCUAGCAGCCUACGACAUUUGGGAGCGUACACCGC
Molecule: messenger RNA, 891 nt
Organism: Amoebophrya sp. A25
Lineage: Eukaryota; Dinophyceae; Syndiniales; Amoebophryaceae
Source: the annotation of a GenBank genome assembly